Messenger RNA from Alosa alosa (allis shad), 4434 nucleotides. It is a transcript of the gene myom2b, whose product is annotated as myomesin 2b. The coding region runs from base 118 to 4359 and encodes 1413 amino acids. The record is from RefSeq and is a predicted model, not a curated record. Lineage: Eukaryota; Metazoa; Chordata; Actinopteri; Clupeiformes; Clupeidae. Gene Ontology annotation, molecular function: protein binding. The transcript has 36 exons.
CAUUCCCUGUGGGUAAUAUUUUGUUUUCAUCAGCGAGUGGCUCCCAAGCGGGUUGAGGUUGUUCCACCUCUACUUGGCUCUCCUGUAAUCUCCCAGGGUCCCUUGAAGUUUUCAAAUAUGGCUGCAACAGUUGCUGCCCACAAGCACUUGAGCCACGGCUGCCGCAGUAGUGAGUCUAAAUAUGUUGUCAAAGAGUACUCCAGCUCUGAAGAAAUUGCGGAAUACAAACAUCAUUUCACAAAGACAAUCCAGGACGUGCUGCACAAGAAGAUGCCAGAGAAACAUAUACGUGAGGGGUCCAUGAUCAGGGGCCCCAGCUUCACGGUUAGGUUGAGAUCCCACACAGUGUUCGAGAACACACCAAUAAAACUGUUCUGCACUGUGCAUGGAUAUCCAACUCCCAUUGUCAAAUGGUAUAAAGAUGAUGUCCUCCUUGACCUUUCAUCCGGAAAAUACCUAGUGGACGGCAAUGCUGGAGUCAACACCCUUCUGAUCAGCAAAUGUGCAAUUGCGGACACUGCUAUGUACACUGCUGUUGCGUCCAACUCUCAUGGACAGGCCUCCUCUCAAGCCUCCAUUAUUGUAAAGAAAUUCAAGGAAGAAGAGGCUUCUUGUCCUUAUGCGUGGACACCCUAUGAGUUCGCCAUUUUGCCUGAGAUCAAAUACACAAAGAUUACAAUUACCUUCCUGGAGACUUUCAAAGUGACUUUUGCAAAGGAAGGGGACAGCGUCACCAUGGCUUGUAAGAUGACCAUUAGUCCAAAUCUUGCCAACCUGCAGCCUGAAGCACUGUGGUACAGAGAUGAGCACCUUUUGAAGGAAUCAAAGUGGGUGAAAAUGGAGUCCGGCGGAGGUGUCGCUAAGCUCACCCUUCCCCAGCUCUACAAGGAUGAUGAGGGCGUGUACACCCUCCGCAUGGUGACAAAGGGGGGCGAUGCCGUGCACAGCGCCUACCUCUCUGUAGAAGACGGUCCCCCACCAGUUCCUCAGGCACCUGGGGCUCCGAUGGACAUCAAGAUCCAUGAUGCCAACAGAGAUUAUGUCAUUGUGUCAUGGAAGCCUCCGAACACCACCACUGAAGGCCCCAUCAUCGGAUACUUUGUAGACCGAUGUGAGGUUGGCACUGAGAACUGGACACAGUGUAACGACUCCCCCAUCAAGAUCUGCAAAUACCCAGUGUCCGGCCUGUUUGAGGGACACUCCUACUACUUCCGGGUCAGAGCCGUCAACUCUCACGGCAUCAGUAGGCCUUCCAGAAUGUCCGAACCUAUCGCUGCUUUGGAUCCGACCGAAUUUGAUAGACUUCAAGUCACAAAGUUGGGCGGCAAACUUGAUGUUGUGACUUACAUUGAUGACCUUGAAGCUGAGGGAAAAGCGCCCGGGGUGCCCUCCAACAUCCACGCCUCCGAGGCCGACCGAACAUAUGUCGUGCUCAGCUGGACUCCACCUGCCUAUCAUGACCGCGCCCCCAUGUGGUACUACAUCGAGAAGACUCUGGUGGGAAGCGGUGCUUGGCAGAGGGUGAAUACUCAAGUGCCAGUGAGAUCCCCCCGGUACGCCGUGUUUGACUUGGCCGAGGGCAAAGAGUACCAGUUCCGAGCACUGUCGGCCAACAUGUACGGCACCAGCGCACCUUCUGAGCCCUCCAAGCCUAUUCAGACCCAGGAGCUCAAGGGUGUGCCGUCCGCUCCGGGUCAGGUCGUCGCCACCAGGGAAACUGAUACCUCGGUCCUCAUUCAGUGGGCCCCUCCAAAAGAGCCCAACAACCUCAUCGGGUAUUAUAUCGACUCGUGCGUCAAGGGAUCCAAGGACUGGGCUUCAGCCAAUCACAAGCCAAACAAGAAAACCAAGUUCGUGGUUCAAGGCCUGACUACUGGUGAGACUUAUGUGUUCCGUGUUCAAGCCAUCAAUGAGCUGGGGCUUAGUGAUGAAUCCCAGGAGUCAGCCCCCAUCCUUGUGCGUGCAGCUCUCAAAACACCAUCUGCUCCUUACGACAUCUGUCUGCUGAGCUGUGAUGGAACUUCCAUGGUUCUGAACUGGAAGCGUCCUUUGAAGUCAGGUGGUGCGAAAGUUAGUGAGUAUUACAUCGACAAGAGCAACCUGGCCAAGAACGUCUGGCAGGAAGUGAACAUCCCCCCUAUCACAGAGAGAAUUUACAAGGUUGAGAAUUUGACCGCGGGUGCGUCUUACAAAUUCAGGAUUUACGGGCAGAGUCUUGCUGGACUUGGCGCUGCCUCCAAACCCAGCAGUACCUUCCAGUGUACCGCCUGGAAGAUGGCAGAGCCAGGUCCUCCAUAUGACAUGACCUUCUGUGAGAUCAGGGACACCUCUCUGGUGGUGGAGUGGAAGGCUCCGGUGUACACUGGCGCCAGUGCCGUCACUGGCUACGUGGUGGAGUUCGCCAAGUCCGGCUCAAGCACGUGGACCGCCGCCAACGAAAAAGCCGUCAAUCACCGCUACGUCAAGGUGUCUGGCUUGGAGGCUGGCGCGUCCUACGUGUUCAGGGUGCGUGCGGAGAACGCAGAGGGCCUUGGCACGCCAUCAGGCCCCUCCGACCCAGUGAUUGCCAAGGCGCUGCCAGGCACCCAGGAGAUGAAGUGUGGUGUGGACGAGAACACAGGCGACGUUUAUCUGUCGUUCGAGAGUUGUCAGAUGACUGAGAAGACUGAGUUUGUGUGGAAGAAGUCCUACAAGCAGAUCACUGACUUCUCCAAGGGAGUUGUUGUGAAGACACAAGGCAGCACCUCAACACUGCUUUUCAAGAAUCCUGACAAGGAGGAUGUGGGAACAUUCUCAGUCGUUGCUACACAUACAGAUGGUGCCUCAGCCAGCUACAAAAUAUCUGCAGAAGAGAUGCAGAAAAUGCUGGCUCUGAGCUACGACAUCCGCAACCCAAUUAUUCCUAUGAAGGCAGAGAUGGCAUACAAGAUCCUGGAGAGGGGUCGCGUGCGCUUCUGGGUGCAGGCUGAGAGCAUCUCCUCUGCCGUGACCUACAAGUUCUUCGCCAACAACAAGGAGCUUGCCAACUGCCAGGAAACCAAGAUGAGCCAUGAUGCCGCGACUGGCGUCAUUGAGAUGAUUUGGGACCAUUUCACAGAGGAGAGCGAGGGCACCUUCACUGUUCAGAUCCAGGACGGCAAGGCCAAGGCCCAGUCCUCCCUGGUGCUUAUUGGCGAUGCUUUCAAGGCUGCCUUGGCCGAGGCUGAAUAUCAGAGAAAGGAGUACAUCAGAGUCAAGGAAGGUCCCCAUUUCAGCGAGUUCCUCUCUGUUCACGUCGGCGAUGACUGCUCCGUCUCCCUCGUUUGCAAGGUGGCUAAUCUAAAGAAGGAGUCCGUCUUCCACUGGUCUAAGGACGGCGCCGAAAUCGUCCCUGAUGUGCCGGCAGACCUAACAUCUGGAGUGUGCAAGCUCCCCCUCGCCUUGUUCUCCAAGAAAAAUGUUGGCGUUUACAAGGCUUCUAUCAGUGAUGACAGAGGAAAAGACGAGUCUCACAUCAACAUCUCUGGUGAAGCUUUUGAUAAUGUCAUCAAUGACCUAACUCGUCUGGCUGGAUCUUCUGCGGCCGAGCUGAACGUCCACAGCACUGCUGAGGGCAUCAUGCUCCAGUGCCGCAUGAAGUACUACACAGAGGAGAUGAAAAUCCAGUGGCUGCAAAAGGACACCAAACUGUCUGCCUCUGAGAGACUUAGAAUUGGCGGCACCCCAGCCAUGGCAUCCUUAGAGAUUGUCGAGCCUGUUGACAAGGACAAGGGUGUUUAUCACAUUCAGAUUACAGACGCUGAGAAGACAUAUACUCGUACCAUGGACUUCUCUGGACAACUCUAUGAUAACGCCUAUGCAGAAUUCCAGAGACUCAAAGCCGAGGCAUAUGCUGAAAAGAAUCGUGGUAAGGUCUGUGGUGGUCUCCCAGAUGUGGUCACCAUCAUGGAGAAGAAGACUCUCAGCCUGACCUGCACAGUGUGCGGAGACCCCAAGCCACAGGUCAGCUGGUGCAAGAAUGACCAGGAAGUGGAGCCCGGCGACCAGUACGUCAUCUCCAUUGACUCUGGCAAGUUCGCCAGCCUCACCAUAAAAGGCGUGAGCAUGGAGGAUUCCGGCAAGUAUACCAUGACCGUGCAGAACAAGUACGGCGGCGAGACAGUGGACGUCAUCGUGAGCGUCUACAAGCAUGGAGACAAGAUUCCGGACAUGAAACCCGUGCCCAUGGCCAGGAGGAUCCUGCCACCCGUUCUCCCCAUUGUGAUCCCCACUCCCAAGUCCGCCACCCCCAGCCCAGCCCCGCAAUCCGCCAAGUCUCCCACCCCACCCAUCAGCCCCAAGUCCCCCACCCCUGGUCGCAGCACCCCAAGGAGAAAGUAAUCUAACGCAGAAUAAAAAAUAAUCUGAAUUUAAAACAAUGAAGGAAUAAAAGGAAAUACUGAUGCAAAGAGGUGA